Molecule: messenger RNA, 771 nt
Organism: Mollisia scopiformis
Lineage: Eukaryota; Fungi; Ascomycota; Leotiomycetes; Helotiales; Mollisiaceae
Product: concanavalin A-like lectin/glucanase
Exons: 1
Coding region: 1-771 (256 amino acids)
Biological process (GO): carbohydrate metabolic process
Molecular function (GO): hydrolase activity, hydrolyzing O-glycosyl compounds
Source: RefSeq, a predicted model, not a curated record
AUGGCCCCCGAGACAAACGCCGGCUUCAACAUCAUCUGGUCCGACGACUUCUCUUCCGGCUCCCUCGACAUGACAAAAUGGGACCGCUUCACCGCCGCCCCCUCUAACGGCGAACAAGAAACCUACCCCUCCUCCGGCAACAACUGCCAGUUGACAUCCGCGCAAACCCUCCUCAUCACCCCCGAGAACAGCGGCGGCGCCUGGACCUCCUGCCGCAUCGAGUCCCUGCCCUCCUUCCAAGCCAAAGCCGGCGGCCAAAUCAUCGUGCAAUCGCGCUUCAAGCUCGGCUCCCCCGGCGCCAACCUCCAGGGCAUCUGGCCGGCAUUCUGGUCUUUAGGAGAAGCAGUCCGCAACGGCGUCUCCUGGCCGGCUUGCGGCGAAAUCGACACCUUUGAGAACAUCGACGGCGGGGCCCUGGGCUACGGGACGCUGCACUGCGGCGCCGCGUGCAACGAUCCCACGGGGUUAACCUCCGGAAUCGCGUUCGAUUACGGGACGUUCCAUACCUGGGCGCACGCCAUCGAUCUCCGCAGCGGCGACUGGACCCAGCAGAGCAUUACGUGGUAUAUGGAUGGGCAGGCGUAUCACGUUAUCCAUGGCUCUGAUGUCGGGAAUGCGGCGACGUGGACGGCGGUUGCGCAGAGCGGGAUGUUCAUCACGCUUAAUGUGGCGGUCGGGGGAGGGUGGCCGGGAAAUGCGGCGGGGAAUACGGCGAGUGGGCAGGCGGCUGGGAUGGAGGUGCAGUAUGUGGCUGUUUAUGAGAGUGCUUGA